Emericellopsis cladophorae is the source of this 1467-nucleotide messenger RNA. RefSeq names its product 3-hydroxybenzoate 6-hydroxylase 1. Bases 1 to 1467 code for a protein of 488 amino acids. Lineage: Eukaryota; Fungi; Ascomycota; Sordariomycetes; Hypocreales; Bionectriaceae. The record is from RefSeq and is a predicted model, not a curated record. The transcript is spliced from 8 exons. Gene Ontology annotation, molecular function: FAD binding; monooxygenase activity.
AUGAAAGUCAUCGUCGUGGGCGCUGGCAUAGCCGGCCUCACGGCUGCGCUGUCUCUGCGUCGUGCCGGCCACUCUGUCCAGGUCUUUGAGCGCUCCCAGCUGCUCCACGAGGUUGGCGCCGCCAUCUACGUCCCUCCCAACGCGACGAGGUUUCUGACAGCCCUUGGGCUCGACCCCACGGCCUUGGGGUUCGUGCAGCAGAAGCGUGCGUCCUUGGUCAACCGCCACACGCUGGAGCCCGAGGUUGAGCUGGCCAACGGCGAGACGGCUGUGAGAGUGGGCGGUGCAAAGCUGUGGUAUGCGCAUCGCGUUGAUCUGCAUUCGGGGCUGAAGGAGCUCGCAACGGGUCGGGGUGCUGGGACGAGGGUUGAAAUCCAUGCUGGGCAGCGCGUGGUGUCCUAUAACCCGGGCACACCAUCGAUUACUCUGGAGAAUGGCACGGAGGUUACGGGUGAUCUUGUUGUAUGUGCCGACGGCGUGCGCUCCGGGGCCACUCAGGUUGUCCACGGUCAGCCUGUUGCGCAGUGUGACCCUCGACCUAUGAACUGCGCCUAUCGCUUCCUUAUUCCCGCGGAUGUGCUGGAAAGGGACGACAAGACCAUCUGGUUCAAUGAGAGCUGUGACGGAUGGACGAGGAUUUUCGCAGAUGUGUCCGCUGACAAGCGACUGGUCUCCUACCCAUGCCGAAACAACACUAUUCACAAUUUCGUUCUCCUGGUGUAUGAGCCGAGAGGGGACGGUGCAGUAGAAGACUGGAAGGCUGGCGUGCCAGUGGAAGAGGUCUUGGACAGGAUUGCCAGCUUCUCGCCCCGAUUGAAACAAGUCGUGAGCAAGGCGACAGAGGUCAAAAAGUGGCCUUUGAUCAGCCGUAAUCCCAUACCAAGAUGGUCAAAGGGGUGCAUGACGCUCGCGGGCGACGCAGCGCACCCUAUGCUUCCCCAUCAGGGGCAAGGCGGAGCGCAAGCCCUGGAGGACGGUGUGGCUCUAGGCAUAGUCAUGCAUGGCGCGACGGACGCGUCCGACAUUGAGGCGAGACUGGCGAUUUAUGAGAAAGUUCGUCGUAAUCGCGCCUCAGCCAUCCAGACGCUCAGCAACACCGGUCAAGACCAGGUGCAGAGGAUCAGCCACCAACUGGCCGAGUACAUGGCGCCCGAACAGAUUCCACAAACCCCGGGCGACAUUUUCCAGUACACAUACGGCUUCGACGUGGUCAGGGAGACACUGGGCGCCAUGAGGGAUUACCAGCCCGGCUUUCAGCUGCCUCGCGACUUCUUCGAGCGCGAGGUCCUUGGUGUUCCGGGUCGACACGUUGCGCAAUCGUGGUUGGGCUGGGGUCAGUUUGGCGUCGCCGCCUGCCGGUCAGACACGGACAUGAAUACGGAGUACCGCGUGUCGAUGCGGUGGACCGUCCAGCGACUCCAGACUCUAGACUCUGUGGUCCGCGAGCGCAAAACAAGCUUUCACUAA